CGCUGCAGAGCUGCCCCGGAAGGAAGUCGAUGCUGCACAACCGUGAGUUACAUGACCGUUUGGUUAGAAAACCUUCGGUUUUGUAUGACCUAACGUCGUGUGGAGUAAAAUGAACAGUUGUUUGAGAUGUCUACAGCAGCAGGACGAGUUUUUAGCGGUCUGACUUUCAGUAGAGGGAUGUUUGUCCGGAACGCUGCGACGACCGUGAGGAGACUCAACAGUGUGCGAUCUCUGGCUCUGAGCUCUCAGCUGUCGGCCAGAUCUAAAAAGCCCACAGGUGAAGAAAAGGAGGUAAACGACGAGCCCAUCAAGUUCUCCACCAGCAAAGCCAGUCACAGGGUCUGGAAUGUCGAUCGCUCCAUGGGGAGUAAUUUCAAGCGGCCCUGGUGGAAAGUCCUCCCCAUCAGCCUCAUCUUCACAGGCUUCCUCUUGUGGUGUGCAGUGAGAGAGGAGACGGACAUUGACGUAAAGCUGGAGAAGCAGCUGUACGAGCAUUUACCCAGUUCACUUCCAGAUGAAGAGGAGAAAGAAGUUCAGAAUAAACCAACUUAACAUAAGUGGAACUUAAGCUGUAUAUUUUUUAGGUUGUAUUUAUUGCAUCACUGUAAUUUCUGUGGACCAGGGGCAUCAAUGAAGCCGUCCAUUGCCACAGAAUUGCAUUUUUUUUCCCAGCAAAAGACUUCUGGAUUGUGUUAGUCCAUCAUUGCCUUUACAAACUAAAACAUGUUUAUUAAAUAUGCCUUGAUGAGUUA
Acanthochromis polyacanthus (spiny chromis) is the source of this 752-nucleotide messenger RNA. RefSeq names its product protein ccsmst1 (gene uqcc4). The record is from RefSeq and is a predicted model, not a curated record. Bases 127 to 552 code for a protein of 141 amino acids. The transcript is spliced from 2 exons. NCBI's taxonomy places the organism in Eukaryota, Metazoa, Chordata, Actinopteri, Pomacentridae.